AUGAGCGGCCUACGCUUUUUGGACUUGAUCAAGCCCUUUACGCCCCUCCUGCCGGAGGUGGCAGCUCCUGAGACCAAGGUGCCCUUCAACCAAAAGUUGAUGUGGACUGGGUUGACUCUUAUGAUCUUCUUGGUCAUGAGUCAGAUGCCCCUGUACGGCAUUGUGUCCUCCGACACCUCGGACCCCCUGUACUGGCUUCGUAUGAUGCUGGCCAGUAACCGGGGUACUCUCAUGGAGUUGGGUAUCACCCCUAUCAUCUCCUCUGGCAUGGUCUUCCAGCUCCUUGCCGGUACCCACCUCAUCGACGUCAACCUUGACCUCAAGACCGACCGUGAGCUCUACCAGACCGCUCAGAAGCUCUUUGCCAUCAUCCUCUCCUUCGGCCAGGCCUGCGUCUACGUUUUGACUGGUCUCUAUGGCCAGCCCAGCGACCUGGGUGCCGGUAUUUGUGUUCUCCUCAUUGUCCAGCUGGUCGUUGCGGGUCUCGUGGUUAUCUUGCUGGAUGAGUUGCUCCAGAAGGGCUAUGGUCUUGGUAGCGGUAUCUCGCUUUUCAUCGCGACCAACAUUUGCGAGUCGAUCGUCUGGAAAGCUUUCUCGCCCACCACCAUCAACACCGGCCGUGGCCCCGAAUUCGAGGGCGCCAUCAUCGCUCUGUUCCACCUGCUCCUCACCUGGCCCGACAAGCAGCGCGCCCUGUACGAGGCCUUCUACCGCCAGAACCUGCCCAACGUCAUGAACCUGCUGGCCACUCUCCUGGUCUUCGCCGCCGUCAUCUACCUGCAGGGCUUCAGGGUCGAGAUCCCCGUCAAGUCCUCCCGUCAGCGUGGUAUGCGCGGUUCUUACCCCGUCCGUCUCUUCUACACCUCGAACAUGCCCAUCAUGCUCCAGUCCGCUCUGUGCUCCAACAUCUUCCUGAUCAGCCAGAUGCUGUACUCGCGCUUCUCGGACAACCUGCUUGUCAAGCUCCUCGGAGUCUGGGAGCCCCGUGAGGGCUCUGCCCAGCUCUACGCUGCCUCGGGUAUUGCCUACUACAUGUCGCCCCCGCUGAACUUCAAGGAGGCUCUGCUUGACCCCAUCCACACCGCCGUCUAUAUCGCUUUCAUGCUGGUUGCCUGCGCGCUCUUCUCCAAGACCUGGAUUGAGGUUUCCGGCUCUGCCCCCCGUGACGUUGCCAAGCAGCUCAAGGACCAGGGCCUGGUCAUGUCUGGUCACCGUGAGCAGAGCAUGUACAAGGAGCUCAAGCGUGUGAUCCCCACUGCUGCCGCUUUCGGUGGUGCUUGCAUUGGUGCUCUGUCCGUCGCCUCUGACCUCCUUGGUGCCUUGGGCAGCGGUACUGGUAUCCUCCUGGCUGUGACGAUCAUCUACGGAUACUUCGAAAUUGCCGCCCGCGAGGGUGACAUCGGCUCAGGCCUGAAGGGUCUCGUCCCUGGCAGCUAG
Molecule: messenger RNA, 1437 nt
Organism: Penicillium alfredii
Lineage: Eukaryota; Fungi; Ascomycota; Eurotiomycetes; Eurotiales; Aspergillaceae
Product: translocon subunit SEC61
Exons: 5
Coding region: 1-1437 (478 amino acids)
Biological process (GO): SRP-dependent cotranslational protein targeting to membrane, translocation; post-translational protein targeting to membrane, translocation
Cellular component (GO): Sec61 translocon complex; membrane
Molecular function (GO): transmembrane protein transporter activity; ribosome binding; signal sequence receptor activity
Source: RefSeq, a predicted model, not a curated record